UCCGGAGGUGAUUUUUCAAUUGCAUUUAACAAGUGGAGCUCUGUUGUUAUAUUUGUUGAUGAGUUCGAUAGAUUGUUCAAUGCAACUGAUACGAUCCGUAAUGAGUUUCUUGGUUGCUUUCGUACAGUGAAGUAUGCUAUUAUGAACUUGAAUGUUGGUUAUCCAAUUCUUUCGAUAAUAAUCGUUGGAACUUUUAGAAUUCUUGAACUGGAUUCAAGUAGUGAUUACGAUUCACCAUUCU
This is a messenger RNA of Racocetra persica, 241 nucleotides long. Lineage: Eukaryota; Fungi; Glomeromycota; Glomeromycetes; Diversisporales; Gigasporaceae. The record is from the annotation of a GenBank genome assembly.